Danio aesculapii is the source of this 799-nucleotide messenger RNA. RefSeq names its product eukaryotic translation elongation factor 1 beta 2 (gene eef1b2). Gene Ontology annotation, biological process: translational elongation. Gene Ontology annotation, cellular component: eukaryotic translation elongation factor 1 complex; cytosol. The record is from RefSeq and is a predicted model, not a curated record. The transcript has 6 exons. The coding region runs from base 76 to 753 and encodes 225 amino acids. Gene Ontology annotation, molecular function: guanyl-nucleotide exchange factor activity; translation elongation factor activity. NCBI's taxonomy places the organism in Eukaryota, Metazoa, Chordata, Actinopteri, Cypriniformes, Danionidae.
UCCCUUCUCGUUCCUUCGCUCUUCCUCCAAGCUCUGGGUUCCACGUACACGAGGUCUCACCGGUAACUUCUCACAAUGGGCUUUGGUGAUCUCAAAACACCCGCUGGACUCAAAGUCCUCAACAACUUCCUUGCAGACAAAAGUUACAUUGAAGGGUAUGUGCCCUCUCAGGCUGAUAUUGCAGUGUUUGAUGCUCUGUCCGGUGCCCCAUCUGCUGACCUCUGCCAUGCUUUGCGUUGGUACAACCACAUCAAGUCUUUCCAGAAGGAGAAGGGCAGCCUUCCAGGUGUGAAGAAACCUCUCGGUCAGUAUGGCCCUGCCGGUGUGGAGGACACCACUGCAGCAGCUCCUGCUGCAGCAGAUGAAGAUGACGACGACAUCGAUCUAUUCGGUUCCGAUGAGGAAGAGGAUGAGGAAGCCGCAAAGAUCAAGGAGGAGAGGCUUGCAGCUUAUAACGCCAAAAAGGCAAAGAAGCCUGCACUUAUCGCCAAGUCUUCCAUUCUGUUGGAUGUCAAACCCUGGGAUGAUGAAACUGACAUGGCCAAGCUUGAGGAGUGCGUCCGCAGCAUUCAGUUAGACGGUUUAGUCUGGGGACAGUCCAAACUGUUGCCUGUUGGCUAUGGCAUCAAGAAGCUGCAGAUCGCCUGUGUUGUAGAGGAUGAUAAAGUCGGAACAGACCAGCUAGAGGAACUGAUCACAGCCUUUGAGGACUAUGUACAGUCCAUGGAUGUGGCAGCCUUCAACAAGAUCUAAAACCUCACAGCACAAAGCAUUAGUCCAAUAAAAGCACUUCAAAUGC